This is a messenger RNA of Nothoprocta perdicaria, 3637 nucleotides long. It is a transcript of the gene SEC22C, whose product is annotated as SEC22 homolog C, vesicle trafficking protein. The record is from RefSeq and is a predicted model, not a curated record. Bases 123 to 1295 code for a protein of 390 amino acids. Lineage: Eukaryota; Metazoa; Chordata; Aves; Tinamiformes; Tinamidae. The transcript is spliced from 7 exons. Gene Ontology annotation, biological process: endoplasmic reticulum to Golgi vesicle-mediated transport.
UGUGAGCUGAUGUAUUAGUGAAGACUCAUAUCCUGUACGGAAUACUUGUGGUUAUGUCUGAAGGACGAUCUCGUGCGUGUUCUGAGUGUACCAGGUUGUCCUCAUGAGUGCUCCAGUGGAGAAUGUCCAUGAUCUUCUUCGCCUGUGUGGUGCGGGUGAGGGAUGGGCUUCCCCUCUCAGCCUCCACCGAUUUUCAUUUCAACCGGGACUUUCUAGAAUGCAGAAAGAGAUUAAAGGCAUUAUCAUCAGUUUUGGCACGGUAUCCAAGUCGAGGCACAGCAAAAGGACGUGACCUUAGCAUACACUUUCUUUCCUCCGAUGAUAUUGCCUGCAUGGCAAUCUGUUCCAGCAAUUACUCGACCAUCAUGGCGUUUUGCUUCCUGGAGGAGCUUCAGUGGGAAUUUGCCGCCUCCUAUGAUACAACAAGCAUCAAUUUAGCUUCCAGACCGUAUGCUUUUCUUGAAUUUGAUAAUGUUAUUCAGAAAGUGAAGUGUCAUUUUAACCAUGCAAGCGGCUCUCAAACGAAGGCCAACUGGGAGAGGAUUCAGGAGGAGCUGAAGUUCCAGCCCCCGGUGCAGCUGAAGCUGGAGGACGCAGAGCUGAUGAAUGGGAUGACUAAUGGUGGGCAUGCAGAAGUUCAUGUGGAGGUUGCCCCCACUUACAGAAUGCAGCGUGUGACUCCCCUGGGGAUUCUCUCUCUUGUUCUGAACAUCAUGUGUGGGGCCUUGAAUCUCAUUCGAGGUGUUCACCUAGCAGAGUAUUCAUUUCAGGAAGACCAUGAAGGACUUGGAAAUGUGAUUGCUUUUUUCCUACCUUUUAUAGCCUGUGUUCUUCAGCUCUGCGAGGAAGACAAAGACAUUUGUCCUUUUCUUCUCUGUUUGUUUGUGCAACAUCUACUUGUACGGACUGCGCAACCUCUGGCAAAUAGCCUUUCACGUGGGAGUGGCGUCGCUUUCCUCGCAUCAGAUACUGACACGGCAGCUUAUGGAGAAACAGCCCGAUUGCGGCGUAUGAAAAGAUCUUGGGCUCGCCACGCUCUUUCUACAGCUGUUCUUUUUGUAUUAAACUGGCUGAAAAUAAUUUGGAAGAGUUUGAAAGGUCUGUGGCAAUGGUUAUGGCGGGUGGGAUGUGUGGAAGUGAUUUGGAAUAAAUCUGGACCCUUUAGUAACAUCAAAUCUACAUCGAGGAACGUAGCUGAAUCAACAUGGCAUGUGGUAACCAUGCAUGGUAGAUUUGGUCAGGUGUUGUCAACGAAUGGAGGUUCUCAUUGCCAUAAACAGGCUCUUACUUCUUGACUAAUAUCAUCCACUCAGUAUUUUCUCAUUUGCCUUGCUGGCUUUGUAACAGUCUGACAUGUCAGUGUCUUGCCCUGCCAGUUCUUAUGAAAAAUACCAAACUGUAUAGCAAAGCAAGGAAAGCAAAGCACAGGUAAAAUUUUUGCCUGUAGAAUUUGUCAAGCAUUAAGAUUCUUGGUAAAUGAAAGUGAAGAAGGAGUUGGCCAUAAUUAGGCAAUUCUGGUUAACCUUUGUGGUGUGGAGGGAAACAAAAAGCCUGUGGCUCCUUUGAAAACCAUAAAGGCUCUAAAUAUCUUCUGGCAAAAGGGCACAUCUUUGUAGUUAGGUAUGUACUCAUUGGCUACUGUAAAUAAGCUUGGAGCAGCAUAAAACCAACCAAGUGAAUGUAAGUGAACUUUCAGCUCAAGUGCCCUUUAUUUCUUUGGUUAAGGUCACCCUUAUUGUACGGACAAUUCUAUGUUUGCUUAGUCUGUACAGAUAAUAAAUCUUCCAAGCCUACUUAUGACAGCCAGUGACUGCUUCACCUUAAUAAAUUAAUGUGCAGUUGGUGAGUAGAAAACCAUUUCCAGUAAUGGAGAGCAAGAGCAGGAUCUCUUUAUUACAUCUAAAACCUUUAGCUAAUGGUGUUGAAGUCCUUACACUAAGAAGAAUUUAUGAGAGUGCACUUUUGAACAUAGUACUUAGGAGCUCAAUUUCUUAACCUCUGCUGCACUGGGUUUUCUUCUGUUUAAUGUAUGGAUGUGGUUAUGGGCAUUUUAGGAUGUGUGUGAAUACUUUAGGUUAUGUUUAAAGAAUGCACAGCAAUUUAAUGUGGCUGUCCUUGAAGAGUUAUGAAGCCUCCAACUGAAAAUUUUUAGGGAACUGUAGGUGUAUCCCCGCGGAAAUAUGGUCCUGGAUUUUUUUUCCUUUCCAUAGGGAACUGUUUUCUGCUCCACAAAAUGUCUUUUGCCAAAGAUUCAUUUUCCUUUCACAUAACCUCUACCUCUAGUGGUUGCAAAGAGAUUAACGUGAUGCAGAACUACCUUCCUGAGUUUGCGGAAAUGCAUAACAAAAAUCCUCUUUUGCAUCUUGGUGAGUUGUUUCUACGACUUUAGCUCAAUGUUUAUGAGUGCCAGGAGACCGUGGUGCUGCAUCUCGUAAGGACAGAAGCUCUUCAGCUGAAAGCAGUUUUGUGAUGCAGCUGACUGCAGUGGAAGCAGCAUGGAACCUGUGGUGACAGAAAUUUCCCAGCAGUGAAAUGUGGAUAUUUCCCACCCUAUGCUAGCCAGUAGCAAUGUAAUGAGACUCUUUAAGCUGAGGAAUAGUCUACUAGAAGGGAUGGAAGAGUAUUUCUAGCCAGGCAGUUUAGAAAACGACUAGAACUGUGUGCCAUAGAGCGAUACUUCUAGUCUACCUCCUUCCAUAGAGAACUGUUUGUCACAGACUGUGGCAGAGAACUGGGCUUAAGUAGAGCCAGCCGUAAACCACCAUCCUUAGGACACACAGAUAUGAGGUGUUUGGUAAAAAACAACAAGCUUUGCGUUUUCGUACAGUUCAGUCCGUGUUUUAGUUGAGGUGAGAAAAGGAUACUCCCAAAAUCUCAGUCUGGAAGCCUCUGCUUUGGUAAGGACAUCCAUUUGGACCUGGCGUUUGUGGGUUUGAUCAUCAGCUCUCUGCCAUAUGAAGGGCGAUCUCACCCCACAGGGAAAGGAUGAGGAGUUUUGUGCUACAAAUGGAUAAAACUUAGUGAAAGGAACUUCAAUGACCUGUUCCUGCUCCCAGUUUGUACACCAUGAGCCUUCUUGAGUCCAAAGCAGCUUUCCUGAUUCACGAUUGACUUGAAUAAUUCAAGUCAAGGCCAACAGCACUAACAAACCAGCACUUUAGGCCAGUGAACUCUUCUUUCCGUUCCUCAUCCUUGUAUUGAGUUGAUUGGAAGAAACUGUGUCGUUCCUAAUGCUUGUCCUGGCAUUUGACUGCUUGCUUUGUUGUGAAACCAAUAUAUCCCCAUGCCAGAUGUUAAUAACAGUUCUGCGAUAGGAAAAAAGAUGAUGGGACAGGGUGUGUAGCUAGUUUUUGUAGUUGACAUGUUUAGAAUUGAUGAAGAUUAAAUUCAGCUUUUCUUUAUUAUGUUCCUUUUCCUGUGACUCUUUUGCUGAAACCAAACGAAAUCAGUUGGUACAAUUCUGCCUUCCAUAGGGUAAUUUUCUUUAUCUUUGUGGAUAGAGGAUGUGACUGCAUCCUUUCUACUAAAUGGACCAAACUGUGGUUUAUUGUUAGUCUUAAUCCCUUUGCAACCUUUUCUUUUUUUCUAUAAAUUAUGUUAAGAAAUUUACAUUGAAUAGUAUAUACGCACUUUGUAG